Ceraceosorus guamensis is the source of this 4557-nucleotide messenger RNA. RefSeq lists its product as hypothetical. The transcript is spliced from 2 exons. Lineage: Eukaryota; Fungi; Basidiomycota; Exobasidiomycetes; Ceraceosorales; Ceraceosoraceae. The coding region runs from base 83 to 4429 and encodes 1448 amino acids. The record is from RefSeq and is a predicted model, not a curated record. Gene Ontology annotation, molecular function: protein-phosphatidylethanolamide deconjugating activity.
CAUCGAAUCCGGACCGCUCGACCGGAACAUUCCGCAUCCUCAGCGCCACGCUCCGUAGCAGGUCAGCCUGAGCUAAGGGAGUAUGGAAAUGUCAGAGAGCAAGGCGGAUGCGGGCCUAGCGCACGACGCUCAGUCCGAGUCGGCUGCACCGUCCGAUGACAACAGCAUCAAGUACUCCCCUGCCAAAAGGCCACCUCCGAUCAGUAUGGAAUCGCCAGCCGUAUCGCCCCUCUUGCAUCGCCAGAGCAGCAAAGACGCAUCCGGCGCAUUUGCAGAGGAACCUUCAAAGCUGGUAGUCCCAUCCACCUCCACACCAACUCGCUCCGGCAGUCGUCCGCGAUCUGCAACGUGGCGCAAGAUCAUGCCUGGUAUCGGGACUCUUGGCAGAUCGCAGAGUGUCGCGGAACAUCAUGGAGAUCCGGAAUCGUCACUGCGCGGUCCUCAUCCUCCCAGCUCGCUACGAGGCGUCGGGAACAGACAAAUCCGAACCAGCGUGCAGAGCGCCUUUGAGCUCGGUAGCUCUUCCAGCCCAGCGGGAAAGUCAGCUAUCGAAGAAGGAAGUGCAGAUUCGAGAGAUAGGAAGGACGCGCUCGGGACGCGGAAGACGUCGAUGAGUGUAAGCCAAGAGACUUUAAGCGAGUCGGUCUCACAAGCGGAUGGGAAGGCGGUACCUAGAACCGGAAGCACCGCGCAGAAUUUUGUGCGCCGCGUGGGCAGUCGGUCUUUCUUUUUCAAGGGAUCCUCUGGUGGUAACCAAGCAGCAGCUGCUAGUACCGACUCGCUCGCAACCUCUGCCGACUCGAGUACAAGCGUCUCGAAGAGGGCAAGCGACAUGCUCAGCAGAACCACUUCCAUGCCCAGCUGGGCUCGACGAAGGUCUAAAACCUCGCUGACCAGUGCUUCAGGUCCUAGGAGUCCCAGCUUGAGGAGUCCAGACGGCCGGACCAGUAUCGACACGCAGGCCUCUGCUUCAGUCUCUUCUCUGCUGGACUUUGGUCGGGCGGUCGGAGAACGCGGCGUGGACAACAGCGUUGCAGACACCGAGGCCAACCCCAACCAGGUUUGUGCUUCGUCAUCUGGCACCUCCGCGCUGGCAAGACCUUCGCUGGCCGAUGACGGGCUGCAAGCAGCCCAAGGUGAGGCCUUUCCUAGAAGACUCAGUGGGUGGCUCUUGAACAUGCUCGGCACCGAAGAGCAGGUGGCGGAGCGCGAUCAGGCUACACAGCCGCUGGCCUCGACCUCAGCUUCCUCUACUGCUCUCAAACGUCCGGCUUCUGAUCACAGUGAGCGAUCAGUCUCCCCAUCGCUUCAGCGCGCCAACAGCAGGUCCUCUGUGAACGGCACGGCGACGCGAAAGCAGAGCAUAUUGUCCAACCUGUCGAACACUGCGCGUCAGCGCGUCGGCAACCUCGAUCGCGCCAUGCGCUCUCUUCGAGAGGCAGAGAAUGACGCCUCGACCCGUGACAUCUGGUUGCUCGGGGUUCUGCACAGCUCUGUUGCUGGUCAGGAUACCAUUACGCCGGGUGAAAAGCUCGAGUCGCAGUCCCCUCACAAUCCACACAGACCCACCAGUCCUGCUCGAAGACCUACCAUUGAAGUGCACACCGCCUCGCCCCGCCAGGCUCGCGCCGAAAGGGCGAGUAGCCCCGCUGCAAGCAACACGGAACAUAGAACAGAAGCUGAGGCUGCAGCGCAUGAAGAAAAGCGGGGCCCUGGCGCGCCAAGCUCAGUCUCAAAGGAAUCCUUGCUUCUUACAGCUUCUCCAGAUAGCGCAGAUCGCGCUCCACUUACGCCUUCGCCGGUCGAAAGGCGACUCGCUGGCGGGGACGAGACGCUGAUCAUUCGUAAUCCCCCGACCCCGCACGCUUCACCGCAGCCUUCGUCUGCCCCUCGCGAGACCACGAAGCGGCGUGACAGUGCGGAUGAGAAGCCAGGCUUGCAUAGGAAGAUCUCUGUCGGCACAGCACUCAAUGGCAGCGCUCGUACGACGCCGCCCCCUGAUCUGGCUGCUUUUCACGACGAUUUGUCCAGUCGAGUCUGGUGCACAUAUCGAGCCAAUUUCUCUGCCAUCGCGCGGGACGGCAGCAUAUCAGCUCAAGCGGCAGACGCUGCGCGAGAGCUGGCUGCGACGCAAGCUGCAGAAGCCCUUUCCACAGCUCAAGCAGAGGAAGAAACAGCUCUCGAGUUGAAGGCUACGAGUAUGACUGCCAGCGUCUCUGUACCUCUGAGGUCGCAGCACCCAACUCACCUUCAAACUACAUCCUUAGUCACGGGCGUGGCGACGGUAAGCGCCGCUGAAGCUUCGCGAACGAGCCGCGGCUGGCUUGGUAGACGUCCGGCUGUCAGCAGUGCUGGUUACCCUUCCGAGCUUGCAUCCACAUCUCCGCCCGGUGCUUCACACGGACUAGGUGCUGCCUUAGGAUUGCCACGAGCGUCGAGCGCAAGCCCGAAUAGUGGUCAGCCUUUCCAAGUCGGUAGCGCUCCGGGACUCGGCGAACGCAUGGGCAUACCGAGCCUCUGGGGCCGCACCACAGCUGCUCUUUCCGGCGCUUUGGGUGUUCGGUCAGAUCUGACACGCGACUCAGGUUGGGGAUGCAUGUUGAGGACGGGCCAAAGUCUGCUUGCCAAUGCGCUUAUCAACGUCCAUCUGGGAAGGGACUGGAGACGCCGAACUCGACCGAGUAGCGCUGCAUUGGCCAAGUCACUCGCGGGCAUGGAAGCCAAAGAAGCGUGGCGUGUGAGUCGCGCAGAGUAUGCCACUUACGUGCGUUUGCUCUCGUGGUUCUUCGACGAUCCUAGUCCUGCAUGUCCAUUCUCUGUGCACCGCAUGGCGCGCGAGGGCAAACGGCUUGGGAAGGAGCCUGGCGAAUGGUUUGGCCCGAGCACCGCAGCGGGUGCUAUCAAAAAGCUCGUGGACGAAUUUCCUGAAGCUGGUCUCGGGGUUUGUCUGGCUGCCGAUGGUGUCGUGUACCUCAAUCGCGUUCAUAUUGCUGCUGCACUACCCGCGCCUAGAGAGCCUUCUGGCGAUGAGUGGCAGCGGCCGGUGCUCAUACUCGUGGGAAUCCGCCUUGGCCUCGAGGGCGUCAACUCGAUGUAUCACGACUCUAUCAAGGAUCUCUUCACGUUUCCACAGAGUGUCGGCAUCGCUGGUGGGAGACCAAGCUCGUCUUUCUAUUUUGUUGGCUUCCAAGGCUCGAGACUGUUCUAUCUCGACCCUCACAACCAGAGACCUGCAGUGCCGUUCCGCCACGCGCCUCCCUCCUAUCCGCCUAGCGCAGAUGGCGGGGAAGGCACGCAAGAAGCCGCGGACGAGUGGUGGGUCAACGCCUAUUCGGAGCAGGAGCUUGGCAGCUAUCACUACAGUGCACCGCCAAAGAAGAUGGCGAUGGAGUCACUCGACCCGUCGAUGCUUCUCGGCUUCCUCUGCUCUGACCAAUCAUCUCUCGAUGAUCUGGUCUCAAGAGUGCGGGCACUCUCGAAGCCCAUCUUUAGCGUACAGGAUGCACCUCCCCGUUGGAUGAUGGACGACUCGGACGUGCCUCGCAAUGGAGCUGCAACGGCCUCGAAUGACUUGUCCUAUGACGACGACCUUGCCUUGGAAAGCUUUAGCGAGGGCUCGAUUGAUGCGGAUGACGAUGCCCGCGACGGUGACUCUGCGGACGAAACCUUUUCUGGCUCGCAAUAUCGGGACCAGGCUAGCACGUCUGCGCGACCUAGAAGUCGUAACAGUCUUGCCCAUUCGAGAUCUCGCAGCGGGUCCGCCUCAUCUUCUAUCAAACAGCGCACUAGCAUGGCUCGUACUUCGGCUUCACAAUUAGUCGGCGAUCAUGCACCAACCAGCUGGAGGGGUGAUCCAUUGUCGCACCGGUCAUCCCGUAGCUCGCUCGACAGCUCAUCAGCUGGCGACCGGGCUGGGUCUAGCGCAGAGGUCAGCAUCGCCUUUCCAAGCAGCGAUGAUGCUUCCAGCAUCUCUCCCAGCGUGGAAGCGAUCCAGACAUCAUCGCGUGCUGCCAAUCCGAGAUCGCACCGUUCACGUGUCGAUACUGGAGCAACGGCGGCUGCUAGUCCCAUUACUCGCCACAACAACAUGAGACAUCAGCCAUCGUCUCGCUCGUCGCCUGCGCCAGAUGUGUCGGCCAGCUUUUCGUCUGUCGAUACUGCUACCAGCAGCUCGGCGCAGGUUGCUCUUAGCCACGUAUCUACUCGCCCUCGCUCUCGACGCGGUGAUGCCGUGAAGCGCCGUUCUUCGCAAGACGAGUUCACGACUAGUGAGGAGGAUGACGCCAAUUCGACAUGGGAGGAAGUCCCUUCUGUCAAGGGUAACGCUUCUGCUGCGAUCAACGGCAGCGCAAGAGGCUCAGGCAUGCAGAAUAGGCAGGAAGGACAAGAAAAGACACCUAGAUUCGACGACUCGGACGAUGACUUUUGAGCGAUGCCGUUGUUCGCACCUGCUGCACGGCUCGCUCUGCGAAUCUGCCUCCCACGUGAAAUCGAUACCAUUCUAUUCCGUCGUGCUUUCCGGUACUGUUGGAGCAGCCACGCUCGACAUCACAUCCU